CGAGGGGAAAAAAAAAAAAAAAUGCUCAGUGCCUCACUAGGGUGCAUUUAAUAAAAUCUUGGGUGGCCAUUAUCACGAGAUAACGGCGCUAAUGGAAGCUUGGCCAGAAAUGGGUAGGACUUUCUCCUCGAUCUCUCAUGUCUUCUCGUCCAUGGCCUCCACCCCGCUCGCCGCCCGCCUUCUCCCUCCGAUCUCCACCUCGAUCCAGGGGCGGCGCCGCCUGUUCCCGGUGAGAUCCUCGUCGUCGUCAUCGUCGCUGAAGCCUCCUCUUAUUCCCCACCAGGACCAUCGCGGGACAACUAGGCGGGCCGCCUCCGUCGGCUUCCUCCUCCUCCUCGUUGGCGGCCUCUCCACCCACCCCAACCGUGCUUACGCCGGCAAUCCGUUCGACAAGUAUGUUAAGCGGAAAAAGUUGGAUCCACUGGAGACAUACGUACCUGCUGUUCUAUUGACUCAAGCACAGUUCAAGGAUUUGGAGAAAUAUUUGGAUAUUGAGAAGCCAGAGUAUGGCAAAAGCAGAUCUUUGUUGCGUUCUGGUCCAGCAGCAUCUUUGCGCGUGAAUAUUCGAGCGGUGGCACAAUAUGCAACAGAUGAUGGUAAAGGAAAAGCCGCUUCUGAUGCUGUUGAUCAAUGCCUAAGGGCCUUGGAAGAUCUUGACUCACUGUUGCUGCAUGCUUCGAGGAAUGAUCCAACAACUUCAGUUGAAUCUAUGAAGAAGAAGAUCAAUAUUGCUCUGGGGGCUUUGGACAGCCUUUUGGAAACCGUGCCAACGGCAGUUUUGGAUAAAGGGAAGGCAAUUGCAGAUGCUUUUCUGGCUCCAAGCAUGCAGAGUGAUGAAAGCAGCCCAGAGGACUUGGAUCCCGGCAUGAAACAAUUGGAAGCCCUUCUAUGAAGUCCAUGGGAACGCCCUUCUAAAGAAUGAUCCGGUCACUAAAUUUUACUUAUUGAGGCUUAGAGUCUUCCAUACAUUGAGCUUACUCAUUAUACAGUAUACUCUUUAUUAUACUUUUGUCUUGCAGUGACAUCAAAUAUGAGUUCUUAUCAACAAUCCAGAUGGUUUUGCAGGUGAAGAAUGUAUGCCCUAUUGGUUUCAUUUCCACAUAAGAGGUGGGGUAUGAGGAGGCGUGGUUCUUAUCAUGAUAAAGGUCUGGAAAGUAGUUAAUUUGAUGGCAGAGUCUGUAAAUUGCCCACUCAAGAUUCAUACACAAGACUGACUGAAAGAAAUCCCAGGGAUUUAUUGAUGAGCUUCAUGAAAGUUAGGUUCUUUAUCCACAAAAUAUAUACUGCUGCUUGAUUAUA
Elaeis guineensis (African oil palm) is the source of this 1299-nucleotide messenger RNA. RefSeq lists its product as uncharacterized. NCBI's taxonomy places the organism in Eukaryota, Viridiplantae, Streptophyta, Magnoliopsida, Arecales, Arecaceae. The record is from RefSeq and is a predicted model, not a curated record.